GCCCGUGCUUCCUCCUCGGGCGAGAGUUAAUCGCACGGGUCGCGGCCUGGUCGACUCACGCGAACGAGACCCGUCCUACUCCCGCCGAAUCGACCAUCGAUCAGGAGCUCUUUGUGCGCCGUAUUCUAUUAUCUCUCUGUAAAAUAAGCCGAUUAAAUAAAUAAAUAAGUAAAUAAAUCGGAGGAAUAAAUCGGCUUCAUGCGAAGUUCUGCGACUCGGGUGGCAGCUUGAAUUGGACUCGCGUUGUGAGAAAUCAGCCGAUGAAAAUAAUAAUUUGAAAUAAGAUGUGAAACUUGUGUCGCGAUCAUCCUUGGCCGAUUGUAGCUGUUAAUAUUUCCCGGACAAUUCAUAUUUAUCGCUCACAACGGAGAGAAAGAGAAAAUUUGCCGCUCGGUGUUACCUUCCUGAACGAUAAUGUAUUCCAAGGCGUUCAAGUGGUCGGCCGUGAUAUCGUUUACCCCAUAUCGUGCGAGAUAAGAGUCCAACCAUGGUGGACAAGUUGCACGAGUACGAAGGGCUCGCGGGUAGAAUUCACGGCGUUCGCGACAUCAUCAAGGAGAGAUGGAACGGCUGGAAGGAGUGGAGGACUGGUCUGAAUCUGGAUCAAGGCCUGGACGGAUUGAGGCAUCAACUGCGGGGGCCGCCCAAGUUGGAACGCACGUUGGAAGAUUAUUCCCACAUUUACAGGAGGAAAACCCGGGCCGAGCUGGUCCGUGUGUCAGCCGCCGUGAUGGGGAUCGAGUUCUCGUACGCGGCGGAGACUGCCUUCGUGUCGCCGACGCUGCUGAAGAUCGGCGUCGAUCACCAGCACAUGACGCUGGUGUGGGCACUGAGUCCACUCGUGGGCUUCUUCGUGACGCCCAUCUUCGGCAGCAUGAGCGACCGUUGUAGAGCCAAAUACGGCAGGCGACGACCCUUCAUCCUUCUUUUGGCCUUGGGCGUUUUCAUAGGUCUCAUACUGGUUCCAAACGGCGAGCACCUCGGCUACGCGCUCGGCGACAGCCCAACGUCCGACACGAACGAGACGAUUCCUCUCGGGCAUCGCACCACGGCCAAGUUGUUCGAGUCGGAGGAACCGCCCGGUACGCUCGACAGGGCUUCUUCGCACACUUGGGGUAUCUUCUUCACUAUCCUCGGCACGGUUCUGCUCGACUUCGACGCCGACGCUUGUCAGAGCCCGGCGAGAGCUUACCUCUUGGACGUCACUGUGCCUGAGGACCAUGCGAGAGGUCUGAGCACGUUCACCAUAAUGGCGGGCUUGGGAGGCUUCAUGGGCUACGGGUUGGGCGGCAUCAAUUGGGACGCCACCUCGCUGGGCGUCAUGCUGGGAGGCCAUCUGCAUGUGACCUUCACUUUGAUCACCAUCAUCUUCGUCAUCUGUGUCUUCUGCACGAUCACGAGCUUCAAGGAAAUCCCUUUGGAAGUGUUGGAGAAGGAUCAAUAUCGAGCUGACGAGCUUAAUGAAAAAAUUCAAGAGACCAAGCUGGAGGCGGAGCAAGAGGAGCGCGAGAAGAUCAUGCCCGACGAGUGCGCGUCGAAAUGCAGUUAUGGUACGCUCAACGGCACAACCUACGAUGAACAAGAGACAAGUGACUUCUCGAAGGAGGAGGAAUUCGCUCUCAAUACGCUGCCACCGCAGUCCUCCGUGCACUCCGAGGAACAAGAUCGCUCCGACGGCAGCCACGUCAACUACGGCUUCGACGGCGACUCGCAGUCGCGCGCGGUCGGAGUCGCAGAGGAGAACCCGAAGGCAACUCUGAAGGAAUACCUGUUGUCCAUCGUUUAUAUGCCGCGUAGUCUUCGUCAGGUGUGCUUGACCAACCUGUUCUGCUGGAUGGCACACGUGUGCUACUCUCUGUAUUUCACGGACUUCGUAGGCGAGGCGGUGUUCAGUGGGAAUCCACGGGCACCUGCGGGCACACACGAGCGGAAACUUUACGAGGAAGGGGUGCGCUUCGGCUGCUGGGGGAUGUCCAUGUAUUCGUUGUCCUGCUCGUGCUACUCUCUGAUCAUCGAACGACUGAUUCAGCGUUUCCGCGCACGCAAAGUCUACAUCUACGGGCUGCUCUUCUACAGCGUCGGCAUGCUGCUGAUGGCCCUGACGAAGCACCCGGCCGGCGUAAUCAUCUUCUCAUGGACCGCCGGUGUCAUGUACUCCACGCUGUUCACCAUGCCCUACCUGUUAGUGGCGCACUAUCACGCGUCCUCGACGUUCGCAACCACGGAGGACUCGGUCACCGGCGGCUUCGUGCGCGGACUGGGUACCGACGUCGCCAUCGUCUCCUCCAUGGUCUUUCUCGCGCAGUUCCUGCUGUCCUGCUGCCUCGGCACGAUCGUCAGCCUGUCCGGGACGACCGCCGCGGUGGUGUACAUCGCCAGCGCGCUGGCGAUGUGCGGCGCCGUCUCGGCCACGCGGAUCAUGUACCUGGACUUGUGAAUCUCGUCCGUCGACUC
Dinoponera quadriceps is the source of this 2454-nucleotide messenger RNA. It is a transcript of the gene lovit, whose product is annotated as proton-associated sugar transporter A-like. The transcript has 8 exons. Gene Ontology annotation, molecular function: sucrose:proton symporter activity. The record is from RefSeq and is a predicted model, not a curated record. Bases 488 to 2437 code for a protein of 649 amino acids. NCBI's taxonomy places the organism in Eukaryota, Metazoa, Arthropoda, Insecta, Hymenoptera, Formicidae. Gene Ontology annotation, cellular component: membrane.